UAAUCUUUCUCCUCGGCCCACUUUAAUCCCCGUUUGUCUUUUAGAAGCAUUUAUCAAUCGCUGACACCUUUAAGUGAUACAUUAUUGUGAGUCGGUAACAAUCCGGAUAUUAAAAAAAUAUAUUAGUUGAAAAGCCAUAAAUUGAAGCCGGAAAGGAACGCAUGCUGGAAAGAUUAACUAAACAUUAUGUGGUAUUAUCGAGGACUAACAGCUUAACAUCUUUCAUUACAGAAAACUUUCUGAAGGAAGGAGGGAACGAACGUGUGGCUUUGGAAUAUUUUUUCAAUUCUAAGAAGUAAAAAAGGAGAGCGGAAGUACAUGAGAAUCACUAAAGAUUCUCAGCUUUAAAACAAUCGGAAAACGAGCCACCGAGGAAAUCUUUUCAUAGUUACUCGGUCUGCUAGAAAGAGUAGCCAGACCUUCCUCGAAUCAUACAUGUUUGAAGCAUUUUUGUUUCUGUAAGGAUCGCCUGUCAAAAAGAUGAUUGUGGAAGAGAGUUAAUUUAAAAGACUUGCCCACCAUUUCUAGCAGACGUGUUGUCACAUGGAGCAUGUAUUAAUAACACAAGUUCCAUGUGGGAAUUUUAAGAGAAAAGGGUUGUGCCGACACUGGUUCCAAUGAAAGUGUUUUUUUCAACGUGGAACCAUUUUCUGAGUGGAAUACAAACUGUUCUGCCCAAGCAACCACAAAAACAACCAAACUUUAAGAAGAUGCUUUGGACGUAGGGAAGUUCCGCUGGCAUCUCCCAGCAUUAAACAAAAAUAGUCGAAGGACACAAAUUUAACUUCGUUAUAACAAUAAUUAGCCAUACCUACACAAGAGUAUCCACUGUCUUUGUUUUCUGAGGCAUACCAAGUUUACCUAUACUUAAUGUAUACGCGUUCUCAGAUUAAAAAAAUAUAUAUAUAUAUUUAAAGCUCGCUGCAUAAUCACAAAAUUCCACGUUCGAUCCCAGAAUGUGGGGCAAAUGGCUUCUGCUCUCAUUUCGGUUCCACGUAAAUACCUUGUUAUGAAUGAAGUUUAGUAGAAGAAACAAUGCAGAAAACUGUAGCGUGGAAGCACCGGUAUAUAAAAAAAAAAAAAAGUCGGUGCUCUCUAUGUUGUCACAUCGUGCCAUAACUUAGCGGGUCAGCAAAUAAAUCUUUGAACUCCAAUAACAAACUAGGGAACAAAUCCUCAUUUUGCGUUUGAUUUUCCAAACUUAACAUUUCGCCACUAGAUUCCAGUCCUUUGCUGAAUUUGUAGGAUCCAGCUUCCUAAGAUCAACUUACAUCAUUUCUUUCUAUGCCUAAACCCUUCCACAGGUUCUUUCCGCUUCAAAUUUCUUGUCACUUCUUUAUCCGACUCAUCAUCCGAAAGCAGCAUACGUCCUUACCACCUCAAAUCCUCUCUAUUGUACGCAACAUCUGAUUCCUCACCCACCUCUUCCUCUAGGAUUUAUCAAAUGGCAGUAACAAGGAGUGAAAUGAAAUAAGAAGAGAAGGAAGUCCAUCAAAAUGCCUCAGGUUUUACUUGAAGAAACUCACCGAAACCUAACAUAUCAAGAAAACAAACACGAUGAUUUCCUUCUCAUUGAAGUGGAAGCAAUUCUUCGACACCCAAACCCAGCAAAAAUUACACUGUCCCCACCACUCUUCCCCAAAGGUGGUGAUGUUUACCUUUACAAAUCUGGUCCCCAUGACCGAAGAGUCAAAGAUAAAUACUGGUGGGUUAACAGAGGGAACAACUUCCACUCAAAAAGUCAAAAGCGCCAUGCCAUUAUGAAGACAUACUUCAGUCUAAAAGAUAGAAAUGGCAGCAAGAAAAGUGAUUGCCUUAAUGGAUUCAGGCGCCACAUCUACCGCCUGGCGGAUGCAAAAGAUGACAGGAGAACAUUAAUGCUUGUUCACUAUCUUGGAGAUGAAAAACUACACACAACAAUCCCUCAUGGUAACAGCAAACACAAAAAAAGUCAGAAUGAGAGUAACAGCCAUCAAGUAAAAACAAUGCUAAGCAAUGACUUGGACACAACAACAAUGACCACCUCCUUACAAAAUUUGAAUGCAGCUAAAAAUGAACUGAGAACCUCUGAUGGUGUUGGAAGCCGUGGCAAGAUUAUAAAGUCGCCAAUCAAUAACCUGAAGCAACCAAGUUUUACCAUUCAAACAUUAAAAGACAACAGCAGUUCAGAUGAUUUGAAAAUCUGUUUGGAGAAAUUAAAACACAAAUCGGCUAAUCACUCUGAAUUGGUAGAAAACAACUUAUUGACACCAACAAAAAUAAGACGAACAGAUGGAAACACUUAUAACAUUCAAGGCACCUUGGCCCUGGCACAUCAUCAUCCUGUGAACCAAUCUAAAACAGCUUCUCAACUCUGGACAGGGGAUAACAAACAAAACCAUUCUCAAAUCCAUUCUGUAGUACCAGUGUCCCGAACAAACACAGCCCUGUUGGCUUCUGUUUUACCGAACAAAGACAAACCCCAAAUGAGGAUCCAGGAUGAACGUAUUAAAAAUCAAACAAUUUUCCAUAACCGACACCAGUCGAACAUGUCAUUCCAACAAAGGAAAAAACUGCAGCAGCUACAAAAAGUAGACAAUUCUCUUGCAAGUUUGUUGCCGAGGUCUUUACAUGCUGCAGAAAGUUUAUCUUUCAAAAACCUACAGUCUUUGGGUCUAAAUGCCAGCCCAGAUGGUCAUCUCAGUAAAAGGUGUGUAAAUCCUUCUGAGCGCCAGACUUCUAAAAAUAGUUGUGCAGAUACAGUGAAGCAAUCUAGUCUGGCAAAUUGUCCAGAAACCGAUUCCAGAUUACAAAUAGACUACAUGAAACUGUUUGAAGAAGCUUCAAAAUUGCCACAAAUGGGUUGUGAUGUCUUUGUUCUUGUAUCAUAUCCUGGCUGUAAACCAGCUUACUGGGGCACCAAGAAAUAUGUACAGAAAUUUGAAAAUUCUGAGUGUUUGCAGCCUUAUGUUGCUUCAAAUUGUCUUUCUGUAAAGUUAAAAGACUCUUCUUUGUCUCCUAAAAACUUGAAUUAUUCUGAAUCAGAAACGGACAAUAAACUUGGUAAACUAAGAAUUUCAAACUCAGCAAAUAAUAAUAAAAGUGUAGUGACUCUGAAGAAGGAACCAAUGGAGGAUGAUUCUCCAGACAAUAAUAACAGAAUCCCAGAAGUCACAAUAAAAAACGAAAUCCUUGAAGAUGUAAUUAUUAGAGACUCUACUGGACUUGCUAAUGGUAACCGUGACUUAACAGAAACCACAAGGAACUCCGUAAAUGGAAGUAAUAAUUCCAGAGGGCAGUGUUUACAAAAAGACAAUACAUUUAAAAAUUCUUUGCAAAGAACUAUAGAAGAACAGUACAAAUCAAUGUACAGAACACAAGAGAACUCAAUGUCUUUUGACCAAAUCAUACCUCAGACUAGCAGAAAGAAAGACAAGAGAUCUAUUGCUGAUGAGAUGACAUGUCAUAAUAAAGAUACAAAAAAUAUUGGGGGGAAUUCAAAUGGGAUGUUACCAACUCCAGUUUAUGUCAAAAUAGAAUCUUUGGCUGAUGAUCUUGAAAACAGAUAAUAACUUUAUGGCAGUGUGAUAAACUGUCUCUAGUUUAUCAUAUUGGUGAGGUGGAGAGGGGUUUUUAAAUGUACUAAUUUCAAUUAUUUCCCUUUGUAAAGACAGAUCGUGUAAUAUCUGUGAAGCACAUAUUAAAUACUUUUACAAAUAGCAAGUUAGUGUUAACGUUUUUAAUGCAGGAAGCAUUCGAAAGUUAAUUAGAAAUAAUCCUGUGGUGAAAGGGAAACUAGUACGAAUCACUAAUAAUAUUUGAAUUAGCUUGGUAAGUACAGGGAGGCAACUCUGCACAGAUUUGGUUUUUAUAACAUCACCAGCGAAACAAUUUUUACCAUAAUUAUUUCAAGUUAACUUUUAAUAUUUCCUCUAUUAAAUAUGUUAACACCAACUUAACUAUUGUUUCUCAUAUGAA
Octopus bimaculoides (California two-spot octopus) is the source of this 3957-nucleotide messenger RNA. RefSeq lists its product as uncharacterized. Lineage: Eukaryota; Metazoa; Mollusca; Cephalopoda; Octopoda; Octopodidae. The record is from RefSeq and is a predicted model, not a curated record.